This is a messenger RNA of Bicyclus anynana (squinting bush brown), 7815 nucleotides long. It is a transcript of the gene nompC, whose product is annotated as serine/threonine-protein phosphatase 6 regulatory ankyrin repeat subunit B. The transcript is spliced from 19 exons. NCBI's taxonomy places the organism in Eukaryota, Metazoa, Arthropoda, Insecta, Lepidoptera, Nymphalidae. The record is from RefSeq and is a predicted model, not a curated record. Gene Ontology annotation, cellular component: membrane; glycosylphosphatidylinositol-N-acetylglucosaminyltransferase (GPI-GnT) complex. Gene Ontology annotation, biological process: GPI anchor biosynthetic process; calcium ion transmembrane transport. Bases 62 to 5197 code for a protein of 1711 amino acids. Gene Ontology annotation, molecular function: calcium channel activity; protein binding.
UCGCUACGAGCACCAUGCUCCCGCGAAAUGUGCAAGUGCCUUGUGAUUUAGUAACGUGAGCAUGUCUCAGGCCCCGGGCGGUAAAAAGGGCGGGAAGGGCCCGCCGAAGAAGGUUCCCGAAGAGGAGAAAGAGAAAAAAGUAGAGGAGAAGGACGAGACGUCUUCCAACAAUGGAGAUAAGAAGGAAGUCAAGGAGAGCAAUGGGAUACCCGACGUGCCCAAGCCGCCGAGCGCGGGUGUCAACAUGCGGGAGGUGGCUGCGAAGAUCCUGGUGCUGGCGCAGAAGAGUGAGUGGCCGGCAGUGGAACAAACCCUUAAGGUGCUGGAGAAGCUGGUGGCGGCUGGUGGAGAAGACACUGUGUCAGUGCCAAUGGCUGGCAUCAUAGAUCCGACGACCGGCAUGACACCGCUGAUGUACGCAGUGAAAGACAACCGGACGUCGUUCGUGGAGAGGCUCAUCGAAUUAGGUUCAGACGUAGGGGCUAGAAAUAAUGACAACUACAACGUUCUCCACAUAUCAGCGAUGUAUUCGAGAGAAGACAUCGUCAAACUCUUGCUGUCGAAGAGAGGAGUGGAUCCCUUCGCUACGGGAGGAAGUCGACAACAGACAGCGGUUCACAUAGUGGCCAGCAGGCAGACCGGCACGGCCACCAGCAUACUCCGCGCGCUGCUCACCGCCGCCGGCAAGGACAUCCGACUGCGGACUGAUGGGAGGGGCAAGGUCCCGCUACUGCUGGCCGUGGAGGCUGGCAACCAGAGCAUGGUGCGCGAGCUGCUCAGUGCGCAGACUGCAGAGCAACUCAAGGCCAGUACACCAUCUGGAGACACGGCUUUGCACCUGGCUGCCAGGAGACGGGACGUGGACAUGUCCCGUAUACUGGUCGACUACGGCUCGGUGGUGGACGCAGUGAACGGCGCUGGUCAGACGGCGUUACAUAUAGCCGCGGCUGAAGGAGAUGAGCCGCUAGUGAAGUACUUCUAUGGAGUGCGAGCCAAUGCCGCCAUCGCAGACAAUGAAGAUAGAACACCAAUGCAUCUAGCAGCGGAGAACGGACACGCAGCAAUCAUAGAACUGCUGGCCGACAAAUUCAAAGCGUCAAUAUUCGAGAGGACGAAAGAUGGCAGCACUCUCAUGCACAUCGCCUCGCUGAACGGACACGCUGACUGCGCGAUGAUGCUGUUCAAGAAGGGCGUUUAUCUCCACAUGCCAAAUAAGGACGGUGCGAGGAGUAUCCACACGGCGGCGCGGUACGGACAUGUGGGAAUCAUCAACACGUUGCUACAGAAAGGAGAAAGCGUUGACGUCACUACCAAUGACAACUAUACGGCUUUACAUAUAGCAGUGGAGUCCUGCAAGCCGGCGGUAGUUGAAACACUUCUCGGCUACGGAGCGGACGUGCACAUACGAGGGGGGAAGCAAAGGGAGACUCCCCUACACAUCGCAGCGAGGAUACCUGAUGGAGAUAAAUGCGCAUUGAUGCUAUUGAAAUCUGGAGCCGGUCCGAACAAGGCAACCGAAGAUGGUAUGACGCCGGUCCACGUGGCGGCGCGAUACGGCAACCUGGCCACUUUGGUGCUGCUUCUAGAGGAUGGUGGAGACCCACUACGGAAAACAAAGACUGGCGAAACGCCACUUCAUAUGGCAUGUCGAAGUUGUAAGCCCGAUAUUGUACGACAUCUAAUAGAUUUCGUUAAAACACAUAGAGGUGAAAAGGUUGCAACAUUGUACGUAGACUCAGUCGAUGAGGAUGGCGCCAGUGCUCUACAUUUUGCUGGUCAAAUUACGAAAGAAGAAGUCAAAGUUGCAUCCGCAGAUAGAGAAGUAGUUAAAUGUCUAAUGCAGAAUGGUGCUGAAGUAAGUCUGCAAACGAAACAUAACCAAGAAACCGUGUUUCAUUUUUGUGCAAUAGCAGGCAACAACGAUGUUCUAACAGAAAUGAUUACCGAUAUGUCAACUGUCGAUGUUAGUAGAGCGCUAAAUAAACAAAAUUCUAUUGGAUGGACACCUUUACUGAUAGCAUGUAAUAGAGGCCAUAUGGAACUUGUUAAUACCUUACUAUCAAAUCACGCCAGAGUAGAUGUAUUUGAUAUUGAAGGUAGAUCAGCUUUACAUUUAGCUGCUGAACAUGGGUUUUUACAAGUAUGUGAUGCCUUACUGACAAAUAAGGCUUUCAUUAACUCUAAAGCAAGAAAUGGGCGAACUGCAUUACAUUUAGCAGCUAUGAACGGCUAUGCCCAUUUAGUGAAAUUUUUAAUAAGAGAUCAUAAUGCUAUGAUCGAUGUUUUAACAUUAAAAAAACAGACCCCGUUACAUUUGGCAGCAGCGAGUGGACAAAUUGAAGUCUGCAAGUUGUUGCUUGAACUAGGUGCCAAUAUCGAUGCAACAGAUGAAUUAGGUCAAAAACCUAUACACGCUGCUGCACAAAAUAAUUAUUCAGAGGUAGUUCAGUUAUUUUUACAACAACAUCCAAACUUGGUAAUGGCAACUACUAGGGAUGGUAAUACGUGCGCACAUAUUGCCGCAAUUCAAGGAUCUGUCAAAGUAAUAGAAGAGCUAAUGAAAUUUGAUAGAAAUGGUGUGAUAUCCGCGCGAAAUAAACUGAAUGAUUCUACUCCUCUGCAAUUAGCUGCCGAAGGAGGUCAUGCUGAUGUAGUAAGAGUUUUAGUCAGAGCAGGUGCUUCUUGUACAGAUGAAAAUAGAGCCGGUUUAACUGCAGUUCAUUUAGCGGCUGAACAUGGCCAUACUAAUGUAUUAGAUGUUAUGCGCUCUACUAAUACAUUAAGGAUAUCUAGUAAAAAAUUAGGUUUAACUCCUCUGCACAUUGCUGCUUACUAUGGACAAGCAGAAACUGUUCGUGAACUUUUGUCUUUUGUACCGGGUACUGUAAAAUCUGAGCCACCAACUGGAGUCUCAUUGGUGCCGAUCUUGGGAGCUGAAUCUGGUUUAACCCCUCUACACCUUGCUGCAUAUAAUGGAAAUGAGAACGUCGUACGGUUAUUAUUGAAUUCUCCUGGAGUACAAGUUGAUGCUGCAACGACUGAAAAUGGUUACAAUCCGCUUCAUUUGGCAUGCUUCGGAGGGCACAUGUCAAUUGUCGGUUUAUUACUAAGUAGAUCAGCAGAAUUACUUCAAAGCACUGACAGACAUGGAAAAACUGGCUUACACAUAGCAUCUACUCAUGGUCACUAUCAAAUGGUUGAAGUUUUACUUGGACAAGGGGCUGAGAUUAACGCAACAGAUAAAAAUGGAUGGACACCUUUACACUGUGCAGCAAAAGCUGGACAUUUGAAUGUAGUUAAGUUGCUUUGCGAAUCAGGAGCAUCACCUAAAAGCGAAACAAAUUUGAAUUGUGCGCCAAUUUGGUUUGCGGCUUCUGAGAAUCACAAUGACGUCCUUGAAUACCUCUUGCAUAAAGAACACGAUACACAAUCACUUAUGGACGACAAAAGGUUCAUUUAUAAUCUGAUGGUGUGUUCGAAGAAUCAUAACAACAUACCAAUCGAAGAAUUUGUGCUAGUUUCACCAGCGCCAGUUGAUACAGCGGCUAAAUUAUCCAAUUUAUACAUUAAUUUAUCCACCAAGGAAAAGGAGCGUGCCAAGGAUCUUAUAGCAGCUGGAAAACAAUGUGAAGCGAUGGCUACAGAGUUGUUAGCUUUAGCAGCUGGAGCAGACUCGGCUGGACAUAUACUCACAGCUACUGACAAUAGAAAUAUAGAAUUUUUAGAUGUACUUAUAGAAAAUGAACAAAAGGAAGUCAUCGCCCAUACAGUCGUUCAGAGAUAUCUUCAGGAACUCUGGCGAGGGAGCCUCAAGUGGACUGGCAUCAAAAUUAUGUUCCUUUUUUUCGCGUUCAUAAUUUGCCCACCAGUUUGGGUGGUGUUUUCUCUUCCUUUAGGGCAUAAAUAUAACAAAAUUCCUAUAAUUAAGUUCAUGUCGUAUUUAACGUCGCAUAUUUAUCUAAUGAUAUUGUUAUCGCUAGUGGCUAUAACGCCUAUAUAUAAUUCUAUAUUUAGAGAAAGUUUAGUACCUAGAUGGUAUGAAUGGAUACUUCUUAUUUGUUUGAGUGGUCUUUUACUUUUUGAAUUAACAAAUCCUAGUGAUAAAUCAGGUUUAGGUUGGAUAAAAAUUGCAGUUUUAUUAUUAGGUAUGGUCGGAGUGGCCACUCACGUAGUUGGGUGGAUUUUUAUAUUACCUAAAUAUUGGCCAACUUUAAUGUAUUGUAGGAAUCAAUUUUUUGCCUUAUCAUUUUUAUUAGCAUGUGUUCAAAUAUUAGACUUCUUAUCCUUCCAUCACCUCUUCGGUCCCUGGGCAAUCAUUAUUGGUGACCUAAUGAAGGAUCUCGGAAGAUUUCUUGCAGUUUUAGCGAUAUUUGUAUUUGGAUUCUCGAUGCACAUUGUGGCAUUAAAUCAACCGUUUAGAAAUAUAUACAAACCGGAAGAUAACAAAUACGCUAGACAAGCAAGAAGAAGACUGUUUUCCGACGUGACUAUGAACCCGUUGUAUUCCUUCGAGCUCCUGUUCUUCGCGGUGUUCGGCCAAACGACCACGGAGCAGACGAGAGUGCACAGGAACGAUAGCAACACGCAGCCUGCGUGGACGAACUACUUGUUCAAAAUCGUGUUCGGCAUCUACAUGCUGGUGUCUGUAGUCGUACUGAUCAAUCUGCUCAUUGCCAUGAUGUCAGACACGUAUCAGAGGAUACAGGCGCAAUCGGACAUAGAAUGGAAAUACGGUCUUUCUAAGCUAAUCCGCAACAUGCACCGAACCAACACCGCGCCGUCGCCGUUAAAUCUUGUCACCACUUGGCUUAUGUGGCUUAUACAUCGGUGUAAGGAUCGGCUAAACAAGAAGAAAAGACCUAGUUUGGUACAUAUGAUCGGACUGCAGCGUCAAGAUCAGAUGAGUGCCAGAUCUAAAGCCGGCGCCAAGUGGCUAUCUAAAGUUAAAAGAGGACAAGUUGUUCCUAAAGAUUCAACACGUCUCUCAGUUGUCCACCUUAGUCCUCUAGGAUCACAAAUGAGCUUCAGCAACAUGACACGAAUAGAAAACGUAGUAGACUGGGAAAUAAUCGCCAAGAAGUAUCGAGCUCUGAUGAGGGACGAGCCAGAAGAGCCUGCAAGUAAAGAAAACGAAUCAGAUACUGUCGACGAUGAAUCAGAGAUAGUUCCAAACAAUAUCGCCGCGGCUCCACCUUGAGCGAAUUAUAAAUGUCUUCUUGGAGAUUCAAACUAUGGAAGUCAAAUAAAUGGAACAAGUCAGGUUGUAUAUCAAAGAUUUCGGAUUAGAAAAGAGGUGGAAAGUAUUCAAUUACUGCAAUCAGCGUUGAGCGAUAAUUUAAUAAUUUUUAAGGUUAAGUUAGCAUUUUAUACUUUGAGAAAUAUGUGUUCUUGAAAAUAUUUAUGAAAUAAAUGUAGUGCAGUAACAAUCCUUUUAAUGUUGCAAAAUAAGAAAGUUUGUAUGAUUGGGUGUUUAUGAUUUGGAUGUCGAUAUGUUUUGUAUUUGUAUUUAUAUGAUAUUUAUUUUAUCGUUUUAUGUCUGUUACUACUUAACGCAACAAUGAUUGAAUGAAUUUGUACAACAAACAUUUGUUUGGCAAACAGUCAUGUAAUUUCAGUAUCAUGUAAACAGAUACAUUCUUACGACGCUCAUGUUGUUCCAUAUUUGUACUAGUUUAGGUACAAGAUACUCCUUUCAGAGGGAGUUCAAAAACAGGAAGUAAGAUAUUUCUACAUAAUUAUUUAUUGCCUAUUUUUGAGAACUACUUUUCUACGAUUAUAUGUAUAUAUACCGUACAAUACUUUCGCGUAAUUUAAUUAUAUGUUCUCAUAAGUAACGAAUCUCUUACUUUUACUCUAUCUAUAUUUAUCUCACUCAAUCAAUCAAUAAAUAAAUGUAUUUAUUUAUUUAUUAAAUAUACUCUUAUCAUCGUACCGUAUUAUAUAUUAUUUAUAAAUAUGGUGCCUAUAACCUUCCUAGAAAACCCCUCUGGCUAAAUUCGUGCAACAUAAUUAUGCAGUGUGACUGAGUGAUGUUUCGAUUAUAGUUAUUGUGACAUCUGGAUUUGACAUAGAUUCUUGGAAAUUUUAGUUUUUAAAAACCUCAGAUUUUAAUAAAAUUGCUCACUAUUCAUGUUUAUUGUGUAAUUUUUAAUUGUUAUCGUAUUUUAGGCUGGUUAGGCAUUUCAAAACGAUCUAUCUAUCAAAUCAAAUUAAUAAAAAUAAUAAAUUAAUAUUUUACCUAUCUGUUGCUAAUUUCAUAAUAGGUUAAUAUUUACAUUUUUUUUUAAAUUUAAUGAUAAUGUACAAUGGCUUUUGCCUAGAAUAACGAGCCCAUAAUUCGGUUAAUCUUGUUUAAUUUAAGAGGUUCCAAAUCAUCAUGAGAUCAACUCCUUUGUAUGUCCGUUAUCAGCAAAACUAAACCUACUCUAGUCUUUGCCCAGACAUCCUAACGGAGAAUGACAAAAAUUUAAUAAAGGCAAAAGUUUGUGCGUAAUCAUGUAGCUUGUAACACUUCCACACAAAACUAGAGAGAUUUAGACGAAAUUUGACACAGAGAUAGAUUUUAAUCUGAGAUAUAGUAUAUGAUACUUUUUGUAACCCGGAAAACUAAAAAGUCCCCUUAGGAUAUUAUAAAUAUCUAAAUUCAUGCAGACGAAGUCGCUGGCAUAAGCUAGUUUUGUAUAAAAGCUUAUAAUAACAGCUUUUUAUUAAAUAAAUAUUUGUUGUAUUAUUAUUAUUUUGUAAUGUAGUGCAAGGUGAUUAUAUCUAACAGUUUUUUUGUGUUGUGUUUUAUUGUAUUGUUAAUCUCAGAAACUGCUGGACCAAUUUGGCCUUAGAAUGAAAAAAAAUUAAAAUCGGUCUAGUGCAAAUAAAACAUUUUUUUUUUAAUACUCAAUUUUAGACGAUUCCAUAGUUAGUUUUAAUGACUGGUAUUGGAAUUAGGAAAAUUGCAUGUGGAUUAAGCGUAUCAUAAAUCCAUUAUUCGGUACAAUCUGCACUAAAUCUCCGCCUUUAUGUUGUUGUAUGUUUAAAUAUUAAGAUGAAUGUUUUGUAAUUUGUAUGUGUGACUUUGGAGGACGUAUUGUGUACCUAUUAGUUUAAAAUAAGUUAUUUUAGAGUUGUAUAGUAAAUAGUAUCGAUAAAUGUAAUAUAAUAAAGAAGAAAAUCUAUGUCUAAUAGAACUACCACGUCAUGUAAAUUAAAUAUUAUACCUAGGUGACGUCACUGACUUAUAUUUAUAUAGAUACCGCAAGUCGUCUUUCCAAGCGUGCCCCAAAAAUUAGUGCCAAUCGUCAUUAUGCCGCGCUUGAUUAAAUUGCGUCCAAUUUUUGGUUUUUAAUCGAAGAAAAUAUCAAUCUUAUAUCUUUUUAUAAUAACAAUCAUUUAUCAUACCUGCAGGACGCAUGGCGAUAAAGACAAUUGUUAUAUUUAAUUUUUGAUAUGGCUAAAUAGUUUUCGGCAGCUUAAAAAUGACACGAUUGGAUUUCAUUUGAACGAAAAGCGGCGUCUAAAUAAACAUAAGUCCGUGAAUGAAAUUAAGUUUAAAACGAAAGUAGCAUAGUAGAAUCGAAUAUUUUUUCAAUAACAAUAUGUCAAUGUAAAGUGUUGUGUAUGCGAUAAUAAUUAGAAAUGAUUAAAAUGUGAAAAUAAUAAUUAAUUAGAAUCGAAUUGAACAUAUAAGUAAUAAUAAUAACUAAUGUCGAAAAAUAAAUGUGUAUUUAAUAAUUUGAUUCUAAUAAUAUUUUUGUAAAUAAAUGAUGUUGUUUUAUGUACUACUUAUCUACUGUUUCAAAUAAAACUCGUGCAUUUUGUGGA